Molecule: messenger RNA, 3381 nt
Organism: Corylus avellana
Lineage: Eukaryota; Viridiplantae; Streptophyta; Magnoliopsida; Fagales; Betulaceae
Product: protein TRANSPARENT TESTA 9
Biological process (GO): endosomal transport; vacuolar transport; regulation of autophagosome maturation
Cellular component (GO): Golgi apparatus; late endosome
Source: RefSeq, a predicted model, not a curated record
UUCUCCUCUGGAACCGCCACCAAACGGCCAAACGAAAAAUCCCCAGCGCGCGGACCAUUUUCCAAAGCAAACACACACUCAAAUUGCCUGAUCGUUCACUCAUUGUCCUGGCUUCUUCAACUUUCUGUAGUCUAGGGAUUGUCUGAUCUUCCUAUCAGUCACCGACUCACCUGGAUCGAUCGGAUCGGUCACCAUGUGGCGCUCUCUCUGGCGGUCCAUCGACCGCUUUUCGCUGCAGCAUUUCAAAUACGUAAUCGAUGAGCUGCGGAGGAUCAAAGUUGUGGAUAUGCGUAAUAGGGAUUUGGUCAUAGAUCUACUGCAGUCUAUAGUGGAGAUAGUUACCUAUGGUGAUAGACAAGAUCCUAUGAUAUUUGAAUGUUUCAUGGAAUACCAAGUUUUAGCAGAAUUUGUUCGUGUGCUAAAGAUCAGCAGAAAGUCGAGGAUCGAGGCACCGUUGCUGCAGUAUCUUAGCAUAAUGAUUCAAAAUAUGGAUAGCGAGCAAGCAAUUUACUAUUGUUUUAGCAAUGAUUAUAUUAACAGCAUUAUCACACAUCGGUAUGAAUUUGAUGCGGGAGAUCUAGCUCCAUAUUACGUAUCCUUUUUAAGGGCAGUGAGCAGCAAAAUAAACAGAGACACCCUUUGCCUUCUUGUAAAGGUUCAUGGGGAUUCUGUAGUCUCAUUUCCCCUGUAUAAUGAGGCUCUUAAAUUUGCUAAUCAUGGGGAAAAGAUGAUUCAGACAGCUAUACGUGCAUUAACUCUCAACACAUACAAUGUGUGUGAUGACAUGGUCUAUCAAUUUAUAACAACUCCUCCAGUCUCAAACUACUUCUCAGACUUGGUUUGUCGAUUGAGACACCAAUGCUUUCAUCUAGACACCUUUCUCCAUGCUAAAGAGGAAACAUCCACUCAGGAGAGGAGAAAUGAACUAAUUCUAGAAACUGAUAAAAUUGUAGAUGAUCUAUACUACUUGAAAGACAUACUUUGUGCCGGCGAGUAUCGUUUGAGUAGAUUAGUCACCCAAAAUCUUUUCAGCUUACUUGUCUUUCCCAUGUUGCUUCCAUUGCUGCAGUUAAGGCAGAUUGACGGCUCAAAUAUAUCAGCAGUCACUUCUCUGUAUAUAGUUUCUCGUCUUCUUCAAGUUGUAGGUGGAAAAAGCAUUAUAAAUGCUGUGGCUGGUGUUAUUCUAUAUCCUUAUAUGACCUCAAGUGUGGGAGAUGCUACUGAAAGAAACUCAGUUGUUGGCAGUUGGAAUGCUAAAUCUUUUUUGGACCAUUUGAAUCAUUUGGAAAAAAUGGUAUGUUCUGGUCCAGAGUCAGAAGGAGUAGAAAACAUUGAGAGCAGCUGUUUGUUUGGACAUUUGGCAGAGCACAUAUCAUCUAAUUCUCAAUUCAUUGGUGGCCCCCUGAAUGAUGUCUGUUCAGAAAGGGGUGGAAUACUUGCAUAUAUUUUUGCUGACAAUAAUCAGAGUCUGCUGCUAGCAUCUCUAUUUUUUUUGCUUAUUUUAGCAGAAAGUAAAGAUCUUGAUUAUUUUCUAGCUUCAAUGAUUGGGUUAAGUGGAACACAGAAUAUGAUGUCGCAGACUCGUGACUUAUCAGCUUCACAGGUAGUGGAUGGAAGUAUCUUUGUGAAAUUUAUGCCCCAGAUUUUAAAUGCGUUGUUGACUAUUUUAGCAAGCCAACCAUCAUUGUCUCUGCUAGUUCAAUGGCAUACAGGGUGGUUCUUGCACAAGCUGCUGAUUUAUCAAGAGAACAGCCUCAGUGAUCUUAAUUUUCACCUAUUCAAUACUUCAUAUGAGCAGUCCCGUGAACGCCUUCGGAAAGAACUUGAUGGAUGCUGGUUUGAUUAUAUCCCAGAUACUUUUAGAAGUGAAUGGCCAAGCUGUAAAACAGCUCUUGAGGAAUCAUCCCAAUAUAAGGAUCCCUUUUUCACAUUAGAGCUUGCUGUCUGCCAGAAAAAGACAAGCGGCGAUACCACUACUCUUUCUGCUUGGCAAAGGAUGGUAGAAGCUGUGAAGGUAUUCAUUCUCCAUUUUCAGCUUAAGGCAGUCAUUUCCAAAGGAGAUUUGCUUGAAAACCCCCUGCUUAACAUGACGACUGGUACAACUGCCGAUCCUGGAAAAAGUCGCGCCUUAGAUAUUUCAUCUGCAAGCUUUGGAUCUGAUGUUUCUUUAGGCUCUGGAAUCCCUUGCAGUAUAGCAUUUUCCAAUGCAGGAAUCAGGGAUGUCUACCUGAUACCUGUGGCAAGGGGAAUGACUGGAAAAUUGCUUCUCACUGAGAAACAUCCCUUCCGCAGUCAAAGAGGAGUUGUUAUUGCUAUUGCUCCAUUGGCCGGCUUGAGUCCAAAGAUAGACAAGGACCAUCCCACAUGGUUGCAUCUCCGGAUAAGAGAGCUUGACCCAAGAUUUGAUACAAGUAAAGCUAGAGGUAACCACUUGAAGAUGCCCAACCAUUUUACAGAUGGGAGAUGGACACUUGGUUUUUCAAACGCAAAAGCUUGUGAAGCGGCUCGGUUGUUGAUACUUGAGGAGACUCAUAAACAGAGAUCCUUUGUCGAAAGCAUACUUGCGCCACUACUCCAGGACAAUUAUCUUGGGAAUUUAUCUGAUAAUCAAGAUGAGUGAAGAUCUGACACAAGGUGUUGGAGGUUAGCUUACAAUUUUAUUCUCUUGUUCUUUCCUUGCUCUCUUUCUCCCCAACCCCCUCUUCUCUUUGUUCUUUAAUUUUGUUUUUUGUUAUUGUAACCUAGCUAGGACGUCUCUGCACAAUAGUGGUGUUUAUAAUUAGAUCAUCAAGUUUGUUGUAGCUCCAUAGGCACACCUAUUUUGUAUUAUAUUUUUAAACACGUUGCAGUCGAUGUCAAUGUAAUAAAUAGACUUAAAAGAAUUGUGUCCAAGUAAUUUUCGAGCAAAAAGGAACCAAAAAAAAAAAGUGUCGAUACAUAUUUUGUACGAAAUGAGUAACUUGCGUCUCCUUUUAGUUGCUUGUGAAUAAAUGCUCUCCAAUCUCCAUCCUCCUUGUAUUCCCUUCUAUUGUUUGGUUGAUUGCCCGGAUGAGUGGGAUAUGAAAUGACAGUAUACUUGGUGAUCGGGCGUCUGUCAUCUCCUGUGGCAGAACAUUCUUUCCAGCUCAGUUUCUUUAUAGUUCUAUUCAUGCGUCGUGCUCGUACAGGAGGUCAAACUGGUCAUCUUCCCAGCUAGAGGCCUUGAUUGAAAGUCACAUAUCAAAGUUCCAACCGCAUGAAUAUCGAUCCCAAGGUACUGGGGCUGUGGGGCACCCUCUCUAUUACUUGUAUGUAUGAAAAAACCUACUACUAUAAAAAGAAUUCAUUAAAUUCAUUCACUCAAAAAAAAAAAAAAAAGAAAAAAAAAAAAGAAAAGAAAAA